GCCAACGGAUUGAGAGACACCCAGAGAUCUCGGGAAUACAUGAAGCCGACUGGCAACUUCAGGCUCGGUUUACCACACAAGGUCGGUUUACAUUAGGAAACGAUGACUACAUCGGGGUCCCUGGAUCGAAUGGAGCUGUGUGAAAGCCUCUUGACAUGGAUCCAGACGUUUGGAGUGGAGGCUCCAUGCAAGACAGUAGAAGACUUGACGAGUGGUGUCGUCAUGGCCCAGGCUCUGCAGAAAAUAGACGUAGUGUAUUUCAAUGAUGCUUGGAUUAGUAGAAUUAAGCCGGAGGUUGGCGACAACUGGAGGUUAAAGAUCAGCAAUUUAAAGAAGAUUCUGAAAGGCAUCCUAGACUAUAACCAGGAGAUCCUGGGCCAGCACAUUAAUGACUUCACACUACCAGAUGUUAACCUUAUUGGAGAACACUCUGACGCAGCAGAACUUGGGAGGAUGCUGCAACUUCUACUGGGCUGUGCUGUCAACUGUGAACAGAAACAAGAAUAUAUCCAGACCAUAAUGAUGAUGGAGGAGUCAGUGCAGCAUGUUGUCAUGACAGCCAUCCAAGAGCUGAUGAGUAAAGAGACUCCAGUGAUGGGAGGAAAUGACUCAUAUGUGGAUCUAGACAGACAGCUGAAGAAGACGGUAGAGGAGCUGAAUGAUGCUUUGUCCACCAAGGAAGAGAUUGCCCAGAGGUGUCGUGAGCUUGACAUGCAGGUGGCAGCGCUGCAAGAGGAGAAGAGCAGCUUGCUAGCAGAAAAUCAGGUCCUGAUGGAGAGACUUAACCAGUCUGACUCCAUAGAAGACAUAAACAGUCCUGCUGGACGCAGACACCUCCAGCUGCAGACACAACUGGAGCAACUGCAGGAAGAAACCUUCAGGUUGGAGGCAUCUAAAGAUGACUACCGAAUCCGUUGUGAAGAGCUUGAAAAAGAACUCUUGGAUGUGAAGUCACAGAAUGAAGAGCUUGCGUCGCUGGCUGAUGAAGCCCAGUCUCUCAAGGAUGAGAUGGAUGUCCUCAGGCAUUCAUCAGACAAAGUGUCAAAGCUGGAGGGAACAGUGGAACACUACAAGAAAAAACUGGAGGACAUGGGACUUCUUAGAAGACAGAAUAAGCUUAUGGAGGAGAAGAACACAGUGUUAAUGCAGACCAAUGUCGGUUUGGAAGAAGAGCUACGAAAGGCAAAUGCUGCCAAGGGCCAGCUGGAGACUUACAAGAGACAGGUGGUUGAACUACAGAACAGAUUGUCGGAAGAGUCUAAAAAGGCUGACAAGAUGGAAUUUGAAUACAAACGUGUCAAAGAGAAAGUGGACUCUCUUCAAAAAGAAAAAGAUCGUAUGCGAACAGAGAGAGAUUCCCUGAAGGAGACUAUUGAGGAGCUGCAUUGUGUCCAGGCCCAGGAGGGACAGCUUACAUCAGGCUUGUUCCCGUUGGUCGGCAACGACGGCUCUGAUUCGCUGGCUGCUGAGAUCACUACCCCAGAGAUACGAGAACAUUUGAUUCGUCUUCAGCAUGAGAACAAGAUGUUGAAGCUGGCCCAGGAGGGAUCUGACAACGAGAAGAUUGCACUGUUGCAGAGUUUACUGGAGGAUGCCAACAGAAGAAAAAAUGAGCUUGAGACGGAAAACAGGUUAAUUAAUCAACGCCUGAUGGAGGAACAGAGUCAGGUAGAGGAGCUACAGAAGAACCUUCAAGAACAGGGUUCGAAGGCAGACGAUUCCUCCAUUCUGAAGAAGAAAUAUGAGGAGCACAUGGAGAAACUACAAGAGUUGAACAAUGAGUUACUGAAGAAAAACGCCUUCAUCGACGAAAUGGAGCCUAAAUACAACUCCAGCGCCCAACGAGUGGAGGAGCUGGAAGAAGCCUUGAAAAAGAAAGAUGAAGACAUGAAACAGAUGGAGGAGAGAUAUAAGAAAUACCUGGAAAAAGCCAAGAGUGUGAUCCGAACCCUGGACCCCAAGCAGAACCAGGGUUCAGGUCCAGAGGUGCAGGCCCUCAAGAACCAGCUGCAGGAGAAGGAGAGGAUGUUGCACUCACUGGAGAAAGAGAUGGACAAGACAAAAACUCAGAGAGAUUACGAGGAGAAACUGAUUGUAUCAGCCUGGUAUAAUAUGGGUAUGUCUCUGCAGAAGAAGGCGGCUGAAGACAGACUUGCCAACACCGGCUCCGGUCAGUCCUUCCUGGCCCGACAGAGACAAGCCACCAGCACACGCCGCUCCUAUCCAGGCCACGUCCAGCCAGCUACCGCAAGAUCCAUGAGGUAGAGAUGCCAGGCAAGACAGCCAAAAUCUUGCACCACUUUUUUUUCCUGACUAAUCAUAUUUUACCCUGACUCCUAUGAUGCCAGGCUCCUUUUCACACCCCAGCAUAUUUGAUAGGGUCUGACUUAUCACCCCUAACACACUGACCUUCCUUCGCCUGUGCUCUGAGGCAGACCUUUGUCAGACAGGUCAUUUGGAUCCAGAGAGAGAGAGGAAUCCCAUCUUCUUUACAAUUUACUGUCGUUUUUGUUAGAGGAGCAGCCCUGCCUGUUCAUGCAGUAUUUAUGCACAUCUCUACCUGUCUUGGCAUUCGAGGUUCAUCUUGUUUCUUGACCGGAGUUGACAGAUUAUCUGUCCUGCGUUAUCUGUUUUAACUCUUAUAAUGUAGCUUUCAGCAGGCGACAGCAAUUUUCAUUCUCAUGAGUGUGUGUUUUAUAUGUAUUUUUCAGUUGGGGAUAAGUUGCUUCUCUGCAAUGUCAUUGUGUUUUCAAUUCAGAUCAAUAUUAAGCAACGAAUACAUUGAGGCAUAGGAAGAUGUAUAGUCAUCACAUGUAAAUGUUCCAUUUGCUAGCUAAAAUGUCUUAAUUAUAACCAACACGACAACACAAUUUGGAUAAAAACAGGUUAAUAUGGGCUGGUAACAGUGCAGCAAUAAAUUGUGAAUGGUCAUUUCUUCUGAGCAAAGAAAGGUAAAAUAACUGCUUUAUGACACUAGAACAGUGACGGUAAGUUUUGGCAUUGACAAUAAAAUUUGGAGUUAAAAAAGGAACCGAAAAUAAGAAAGAAAAUAAAAGACAGACAAAGAUGUUUUUCAAAAGUAUUUUUUUUUUUUUUUGCAUUUUGGUUUGUUUUUUUUUUUUACUUCAUGUCACUCUUUCUUUUCAGUAUCAGUUUUUUUGUACGUUUGCUUUUACAUGCCAAAGCAGUGGCAGAAAGUUUUUUUUAAAGAUUAUUUCUGGGCUUUUUGCCUUUAUUUGAUAGGAUAGCUAAAGCGUGAAAGGGGGGAGAGAGAGGGGUUUACGUUCAGCAAACGGCUGAGGCAGGAAUCAAACCGGCAGCUUCUGCAGCAAGGUGCACACUUUGCCAACUGAGCUACUUUGUGGCACACAGUGGCAGAAAUCCGAACAGGGUUUCCACGAUUACAGAAAACCUGAAAAAGUCAUGGAAUUUCACAAACAGUUUCCUAGCCUGGAAAAGUUAUCAAAUUAGUAAAAAAUCUUGAAAGUUUUAGAAAAGUGAUGGAGUUUUGUUGAGUAUAAUGCUCUUUCCCUUCAUGUAUGCCAGAUAGCAGAAUUUUUCUUAUCAUAGAGUUAGCAUCUGAUAUGUCCUUUAAAAGUCAUGGAAAAGGUUUAACAUUUUGUCCAUAAUCCAUGGGAGCUCUGGCUUAAAUUGAAGAAAGAAUUUAAAAAAAAAAAAAGUCGUAAAAAAAAAAAAAACUGACACUGAAAAAGGAGUGACAUAAAAAAAUUAAAGAUUUAUUUUUUCUUCUGACUUACUGUCGCUGUUAUCAUCAUACUGCUUCAGCUAUUGAAAGUGGAAUCCACAGCAGGGCAGAUUGAAGCAAGGAUCAUGUGCCACAUAACUGUGCAGAUUAGGCUUCAUUAUCUUUCUUGAGGAGCCAAUGUCAAAUAAACUGAAAGGUAUCAGAUGGUUUUAGCUUUACCGGCAUCGACAGGUUGUCUCAGACAACACCUCGUGUGCCAUAGUGUUCAAUGUAUGUGCCACAAUAUUUGGUUGAUAUUAUCUCUGCAACAGUGCAGGCUUCCCUGAGAUUGUGACUGAAAUAUAGAUCCUCUGACUUAUAGGUAGAAAGGGGAUUUGGUUUGUAGAUCCCUCGUAAUGCCAACAAAUCAACAAGUUUAUUCAGUUGUCGCUCAUUGAAACAGAAGAAGAAUCAGUUUAUUGCUGUCAUAAUAGAAAUGUUUUUUAAGGUGUUUCAGAAAUUAAAGCACACACUGCUAAGUAUUGCCCUUGUCACUUCAAACGGGAAUCUUGAUGCUUGUUGCAGCUGUUCCUGUCCUUUAUGUAACCCAUUUAUAGUUCCAUUCUGUUUACAGUGUCAUUGUUUUUAAGGCCCAUCAUAAAUGAUCUCUUAUUAACAUGAUGCACCUUCAGAAACCUUUGAAAUUAACCCCGUUUCUUCACUGUGUAUGUAUUCAGAUCGAGGCCAGCAUUUCACUCUAACAGGCCGUCUGACAGUUAUCUCUCUUUCUCCUCCCUCAACAGCAAUGUCACUGCAUGACUGGCACACCAGUGAACUGGCCAAGCCUUGUGUGGCCUGGGCUAGGCUGCCAUGCAUGAACUACGUGCCUGUCUACUGUUUGCAUGACUUUGCAUUGACCUGCGAAUAACCAGCACACCAGCAGCUGCAGCAUGAGCACUAACAACCCUCUGCAGUGUCAUGCAUUGUAACUUCCAGGCAAGGCAAAAAAUUAAAACUCCUUUCCUCCCUUCCAGCUCCUUACUCCUCAUGUUCUCCUGUUCUUUGUUACCCUCUCUGUUCUCCUUCAUCUCUCCAGCCUUCCCUUACUUUUCACGGACAUGCCUGCUUGUGCUUUCACACCGCAUCAAGUCUGUUACAAUUCAACCUGUGUUACAAACACCAAGGACAGGGGCAGAACAGUGCAUUGUUAGUUCAUACACCCUUUGCUGUUAGUGUGUGACUCAACUGGCUUCCUCAGGAUACCUCAAUGACAUAUUUCCUCAUAUCUGUUGUACUUACAUUAUUGGAGGAGAGUUUGCAUAAGCGUGAGAGAAAUAUUUGAGAGGUGUAGCCCAAAAAUCAGUCUGCAUAACAAAAAAAAAAAUCCCCCCUUUAAACAUCUAAGUGUGUAUCUCCUGCGAUGGUUCUGCCCAACCUCUCCUCAACAUGUUGCUAGAUGGCAUCUUAGAAGUGGUUUUUACCUCAAGUGUUAGAGAGUACAACAAGGAAAGCUUAUGGGGCAUCGCUGUGUUGCCCUGUAGGCUUUUGGACAGUUUGCAGUAGGAGCAUAGGAUGGCAAAAUAAGUGUUUUUAAAAUGAAUAACAUUGUUACAAAUAUGCUUUUAUACAGGUUAAAAGCCCACAUUAAGCCUACAUGCAGUUUUUCUUUACAUCAGAUUUCAUAUUUGAUGUCCAUUUCUUGAUAAAAUGCCCAAGUAAUACAGUUAUGCAGAUAGAGUGGCUGUAUUGUAGUUAACUCCUAUGUUGUCCGUGUUAUUUGUCUCCGUAGCAAAUAACCUGUGGUGUAACUGAGCCAAAAGGCAGAGGCUCAGCUGCAUUUUGUCAAACGUGUAAUGUUUCUAACUACAAAACAGUAUUGCUAAUUUGAUAAAAUAUUGCCUGGAGAAAAAAAAACAUAUGAAAGUGUACAUUAGUUCAUGCAGGCUGAUGUACAGUACAUUCAUUUGGUUGGCUUGAAAGGGCCAACUAUUUUGAAAAAGUAGAAAGGGAAGCCAUUGCAACAAUCUCAAAGGAUCCUGUAUGGCAGUUCAUGGUAACCUUGCGUUUCUGGCAUUAAUGGAAAACAUUUACUGCUUGCACCUGCAGUGUUAAGCGGAUGAGUUAUACAAGAAGCAAUUGACAGCAUCAGUAAUAGGGAAACUUAACUUGGUGUUGCUGUAAGUCAUACUGUACAUUUUGUGUAGCUUUUUUUUUAAACAAAUGUCUAAGUUAAAUUUUAUUUCCAGAGUGAAAAAGACUGGAAAUAAACACCUGGACCUAUAGGAUAGGAUAUAUGCAUUUUAUAGGCAUAAGUGCAUACAUUUUGUCAAAUAAGAGAGAUGGUUGAAUCCUCCAGUUUUAGUGCCUUUGUUUAAAAUAUAUUUAAAAAAAAAAAAAAAAGAAAAACAACAGGCUGGGCUUUUUAGGACUGAAGGCAGCAAGGCAUGCCACCUUUAAAGACCGGUUUUAUUGUGUUAUUUGAAAGGAAGACAACAAAAAUGUCUGAGAUGAGCUUAAAUUUCAUCUACAUGAUAAAAAACUAAAAUUCUGUAGGCUUAAUGAGGGCUUCUCUUCUUGUAUUUUAACCUAUUUUACUCAUAAAUGUUAUAUUGUUUAACCUUGGUUUAAAUCAUGCCGUGCAUUUUUAUCUAAAUGGCUUAUUUAUUCUUUUGCCGCUUGUACAGCAGUGUUGUUACAUUUUUUUUAUUUUAGUAUUAUAUCACCACUUAUACUGUUACAAUGGAUGUGAAGUUUCCAUACAACAUCGAGAUACUGUUAAAUACUUGUCUUAUGCAACAAAAGGAGGAGAUGGUUUGAAUUAGUGUAGUGUUAAAGGUUCCAUUUACCUCCAGUGUUUUCAGGAAGAGGAGUUUCUUCGAAAACUUACCAUGUUUGAAAAUGAAUGUUUUCUCAUCAACAAAAGCACAUUUUUACACUUGUGAAUUUACCGUUACCCGACAAAGAUAAUAUUUUCCAAUGUUUUAGCAAUGGCAACAAAGAUGGGAGUCAUGUUUUUGGGAAAAUGCUUGUUAGCUGGAGGGCAUUUGUAAUUGCAUUAAAAUGAAGUUAGCUCAAAUGUUCGGUUGAUUUAUCUUAAUUAAACAAGUGAAAAUUCAAAAUCAGUUUUCCAGAAGUGAGCCAUGAAACAAUAUCCGCAGGAGGAAUUCAGCUGCAAAGUAAAUCUGUGACGUUUUGUCCAGUUCUCUUCUCGUUUCUGUCCAGAUCUGUGUUUUGUAAACCACUUGCCAUUAACAUCCAGCUGGAAGUUAUAUUACAACACAGAACCCUUUUUAACCGUCCAUCCCCACGAGUCAUCGGUUUGGUAAGAAAUCUGUAUAUAAUGGAACACAUCCACAUUGUGGUCGACCUGUUUAAAUUUAUAUCAGGUAUGUUGGGGAAACAUUUUCUGUUAUUUAAUAUCUCCCUAAGAGGAAGCAUAUUAUGUCGUUCCCUUUCACCCCCCCCCAUCGAGUCAGCCACUGAAUUUUGUUGCUGAUAUGUGUCUGUGUAUAUACUUAUAUUACUGACAAAUAAUGAGAUAGUGGGGGAGAGAAUACAGGACUCCAGAAGCCAGCAAGUUUUGGCCAUUUUCAGACCUUAAUAACAAUUUCUCCUCAAUAAAGAAGGAAAAGUAACAUCUUGAUGUACUGUUAAAGCUACAACUCCAAAUAUUUCCUUUAUAUUUAUGUUUGAGAACUAAAUACCGAAUGAAAGUUGCAGUAAUCUUUACAAAAACCAAUCAUAAUGUGGUGUAUUACUGACACGCCUAAGCUAAAACGAGUACGCAGUGUUCCCUAGUGUUACUUGACUGCUAAUUGCACUUUCCAGUGUGUUAGAGAGAUGAAACAAACACGAUGAGGCUGUUAACAGGUCAGAAUCUUCUCACUAUGCGUGCAGUGUUUGCUGUAUUUUUUUACUCAUUGGAAAACUUUUCUUUACAUAUUGAAGUAGCAAAUAACCUUCCAUUUGCCAACUUUUAUAUUGCUUGUAUACAAAAACACCAUGUAAAUACUAAAUGUGACAGUGAGGUGUCUGGCCAUUUGAGGAAUGAGAAAAUAAAAAUUCAUGUAAAGGUAGAUGGAUUUCAUAUAGCAUCUGUCCGAUGAGGACCUAUUGAUGAAAAUGUGCUUCCUACACUGCAAAACUUGGAAAUGACAUUGUAAAUAAAGCUUGUAUAAAACAG
Messenger RNA from Plectropomus leopardus (leopard coralgrouper), 7868 nucleotides. It is a transcript of the gene hook3, whose product is annotated as hook microtubule-tethering protein 3. NCBI's taxonomy places the organism in Eukaryota, Metazoa, Chordata, Actinopteri, Perciformes, Serranidae. Gene Ontology annotation, molecular function: microtubule binding; dynein light intermediate chain binding. The record is from RefSeq and is a predicted model, not a curated record. Gene Ontology annotation, biological process: cytoskeleton-dependent intracellular transport; cytoplasmic microtubule organization. Gene Ontology annotation, cellular component: centrosome; cytoplasm.